AUGGAGUGUCACUCACAACCUGCUGUAUGCGGUAUAACUCCGCUCAACACCAGGAUUGUUGGAGGACAGAAGGCCCCUGUGGGGAACUGGCCCUGGCAAGCCAGCCUGCAAUCAGCUGGGAGGCACUUCUGUGGAGGAUCCCUCAUUAACAAUGAAUGGGUGCUGACUGCUGCUCACUGCUUCUCAAGGAUCCCAACCAGACUAACUGUGUCUCUGGGUCUCCAGAGUCUACAGGGACCCAACCCCAAUGGGGUGUCUCGGACAGUAACAGCCGUCAUCAAUAAUCCUAACUAUAACUCCAACACUAAAGACAACGACAUCUGCCUCCUGAAGCUCUCGUCACCGGUGACUUUCACAGGUUUCAUUGUUCCUGUCUGCCUGGCAGCUCCAGGCAGCACCUUCUUCAGCGGCGUUAGAUCCUGGGUGACCGCUCCAGGCAGCACCUUCUUCAGCGGCGUUAGAUCCUGGGUGACCGGCUGGGGCGACACUGGAUUUGGAGGUGGGUCAGGAAGCAGCUAG
Messenger RNA from Etheostoma cragini (Arkansas darter), 519 nucleotides. RefSeq names its product serine protease 27-like. Gene Ontology annotation, biological process: proteolysis. The transcript has 5 exons. Lineage: Eukaryota; Metazoa; Chordata; Actinopteri; Perciformes; Percidae. The coding region runs from base 1 to 519 and encodes 172 amino acids. Gene Ontology annotation, molecular function: serine-type endopeptidase activity. The record is from RefSeq and is a predicted model, not a curated record.